AUGAGGCAACUUCAACAAGUUUACAUGGGCAAAGGGGAGUCGCGAGACUCUGAUGUGAAGGGCAGUGUGGAGCUGCCACCGAUGCCAGAAGUGACAGCUGACAGUGCGGUUAGCUUCUCGGACUGGCUGUAUGAGACGGAGCAGGCAGUGGGAGGACUGAGUGACCGCGCGGCGAGCUGGUUCUCCAUGUGUCUGAAAUGUGCGAGGGAAACCUACGAGGUCUACCAGAUGAGUGAUCCCUUGGCCCGCUUGACCCUGGAGCCAACGAGACCUCCCGAGCUUCAGGAUGAACGGUGGUCUCGCCUGGAGCGCCGUGUUCUCACGUUGCUUCUUGCAACGCUGCAGCGGCAAGCCAAGGAUGACGCGGUUACCCACCGCAUCUCGAAUGUCAGCGGCCUUCUUUUCAGACUACAUGUUCUUUAUGCUCCUGGAAGCAGCGCGGAACGAGCCUCUAUUCUGAGGCACCUCGAAGGAAGCAGUGGAACAGGAAAUGUUUCUGAGACUGUCGCUGCGCUGAGGAGGUGGCGAAGACACCUUCAACGAGCAGAUGAGAUGCACGUGGCUAUCCCUGACCCUUCGGUGUUACUACGAGCUGCAGAGACAAUGGCAGCUAAGUCGCUUGAGGCCCACUCGGAGAUCAAAUUCAGACUCUCCCUCUCCAAGUCCCAGCUUCAGUUGCAGUACAGGCCGACGUUGGAGAAUGUUCUGAAGUACUACAACCACGUGCUUGCUGAGCUUCAACAGGCGGCUCCGGCAAGAUCGCAGGGCUCCCAGGGUACCAAUGUGAAUCCAGAUGGGACGAAGUUGAAGGGCAUGAACGCUACAACCAAUGGUGCUGGAACUGGAGAGUCGGGCUCUCCAUCACGGAGAGUUGGGGAUGCUUCACCGGCAACUGGAAAGGUGCCGUGUCGCUUCUUUGCGUCAGACAAUGGAUGUACGAAGGGGCAGGCGUGCAAGUUCGACCACACCUUCCCCAGCAAAGAGGCCAAGAAAAGCCGCUGUUGGUUUUGCGGCUCCACCAAGCAUGUUCAGAAGGAAUGCCCCGUGAAGUCUGGCAAACCCGUGUCUCCAACUAGGGGAAGGCCAACUACUACAUCUACGACCUCCUUUACUACCAACCCAACCUUGAAUCAGGUGACAGCGCAACAACAACAAGCCAUCAUGGAGUCGAUUCAGGCUGUUAUGGGAGCUGCUGCCACGCCCACGACGAGCGCGACCCCGGGAACUUUGACGGCAGCGCCGACGGAGGUCUCUACUCCUAGUACUCCUGCUAUACGGGUGACUUCAUCUGAUGUGUCUACGGCGGCUACGUUGGAGCAUCCGGGCAGUGAUGAAAGAACUCAGGAGAUUGGUGCUCUUCUACAACAAGCCAAUGCGAUGCUCAACAGACUGACCCGACUGCAGGCUUUGCAGGUAUCUUCGGACAGGAGCUUGAAGGAGCUUGCAGCUCAAAUGGCUGGCUUGGGCUUUGCUGAGGAGGAGCAUAUGGCGCUACUUGACAGCGGUGCCUCACACCCCUUUCGAGAACGAGCUCUUCAUGAAGUUGAUGGGGUACCUGUACGUGUAGAACUUGCAGGAGGCCAGUCGGUGACCCUCAAACAAAACAAGGCUGGAACGCUGUUGCCAACCACGGACGCUGAGAAUGCUCAGGACCUGUCAACGAUCCUGCCGAUGGGAGCUUUGGUCCAGACGUUGGGGUGCGAGUUGUCUUGGACGAAGAAGAAUGGCUUAAGAAUCGUUCACCCGCAGUUUGGGACUUUGAAGACGGUGGUCAAGGGCAACUGCCCGUUGCUUGGCGAGACCCAGGCAUUGGAUUUGAUCCACCAGCUCGAGCAGAAGAAGUUGCAGGAACUGAGAGAGGCCACGGCGGAGACCUUCCUUGGGACUUUGAACCUUUCAGAAGUGAAGGAUUGGGAUGAGAUGUUUGCCGCCUACGUGCAGUCAGGGAACAGGGCUCAUCUGUUGCAGGCACUGGAGUCUCCCGGGUGCCCUCUUCAAGGACUUGAUGAGUCGAUGAGGUCAAUGCUUGCAGUGGGUGUUGAUCUGAGUGAUGAAGCGGGAGCAAGGUACCUCAAGGCCCUUCCAAUCCGCAGAUCCCAGAGGAAGUCCUUGCUGACAAAGAGAUGGAUGGUUCGAUUGUUUGAACUCGACAACGAAACUUCAGAAGAUUUGAAGAUGAUGGAAACCAACUCUGAGGUUUUGGUGAACUUCAAUCUGAACCGCAGCAAGAUGUUCAACCUCAAGGGUGACAGUGCAGCGUAUAAGGCUUUGGUGUGGGCAGCGUGCAGGGGUCAGAUUGAAGGAGUUUGUGGUUCUCCACCUAGCAAUUCCUGCUUGGAACUGUUCUCGCGCCAGCUGCUGAUUUGGAUGUUGGCUAAGGAGGGCGCUCGAGUGAAUCAUCGGGUCAGUCCUUACUUGGUGACUACCGCAAGCCCGGCAUCAAGGAUGUGGACUACGACUGUGUGGCAAGGUUUUCAAAGGGAAUAUCAGCUCCCAGCUUCCUAUGUCUCCACUGAGGGCGUAAGUGAAGCCUACUGCGUGGCCACCAACCUAGCACUUUCAGGAGGAGAUGAUCCAGGCUGGGGACCUCAAGUUGACCCCACAAGCAGUUCGUCAAGGAGAUGGUCAAGGUGUUUUGUGCGGAUGAUUGCCUCUGGGAUUGAGCGUUGGCGUAAGAGACCCGAGCCACUUGUCCUGUGCAGUGGAGCUGUUCCGGAUUCGCCUUGGAGCCCUGAAGAACUGCGGAAAUGGAGGCGACAUGUGGCCAACGGCACCUUCCUUACAACAAGAGGCCGGAGUCAUCGUCGAGUGAUUGCACCCAACUGCUACACGUUGGGAUUGGACCUGUGUGGACCUUUUCGAGUCCACGGCGAGACGGCGGAUGCGAAGGGAUACCGCUACGCUUUGAUGGGUGUCUACACAAUGCCGAAGCUCCAGGGUUUUCGCGACUAUAAGAUCCCUGAAGACGAGGACGGAGAAGGAGAUGAUGGAGGUGGUGUUGGAGAAAUACCAGCAGAGGAGGAGCCAGACUUUCUUGUUGAAGGCGAUGAAGAGCAGCCCGAUGUUUCUCGAGAGGACCGAGAGGAGAUGGACAAGGCCAAUUCGGACUUCGCAAGGUUGUUCCGGGAGAUCGGGGACACUCUUGAGUACCAGAACCUUCACUACAUGAUUCCCCUUAAGUCUCGAAAGGCCCCGGAAGUUGAAGCAGCGAUCAGGUUGCUCUACGUCCAGAUCAGGUCGGAGGGCUUGCCAGUUCAACGAGUGCAUAGUGAUCGUGCGCGUGAGCUUAGAGGCCGUGGGAUUCGGCAAUGGUUGCUUGAACGGGAUGUGUACCCCACCACUGGAGAGGCGCAGGUGCCCCAAAGCAACGGCAAGGCAGAGCAAGUUGUGAAGGCUUUGAAGCAAAGGGCCAAGACGCUUCUGCAGACCUCUUCGUUGCCACGGUCGUGUUGGCCGCUCGCUAUGGGACAUGCUGCAUGGGCUCAGAGAGAAGCUGCGCUGGGACGUGGAACACAAACUGUGCCGUUUGGGGCUCCUGUGACUAUCAAGGCUAAGGUCUUUGGCGUCGGGGGCAAGUUCGGUUUGAACAGCAAGUGGGAUAAUGGGCAGUUUGUUGGACCGGAGACUGAGCUCAAGGGUCGUCGUAUCAGAGAAAAGUCGCGAUUGAUGGCUAUGCGUCCGUUGACCUUGUUGGAACAAGAGAUUGAGCAGAUGGCAGUGAACUAUGAUGUUGAUGAACAGUAUGAUGAAGAGGCUGUUCUUCGGAUCUAUGAGAUGUUGGAGCGCACUCGGCUUCAAGGGCUUCCAUCGACUACGGCUUUCUUGGUGAAGGCGGCGAAGGAGUUGACGGGUAGUGACAAGUUUGCGGUUGUUGCUAUCACGCGUGGGGCCCGACUCAGAGCUCAUCGAGAUUCUCACAAUGAAGCGGGUUCUGAGAAUGCCGUCAUUGCUUUGACAGAUUUCCAACGUGGAGGUAUAUGGAUCGAAGGUCGUGGAGCUGAGAGUCGAGAAGUCCUUCCUGGAAGAGUUGUUCAAGGUGGUGUUCAAGAUCUGGAGCUCGGAUCCCCGGUGUUCUUCAAUCCGAGGAAAUGGCAUGAGACUCAGGACUUUGAGGGUGACCGCGUCGUGAUGAUGACGUACACCCCGAGGACCACCAAGUUGAACAUGGAGGACAAGCAGAGGCUACGAGAGCUUGGGUUCAAUGUUCCGGAACGAGAUCCUGGCCUUCAUACUUCGUCGAAUGUGAACGUGGCAUGGUGCAAGCAGCAGUUGGUAGUUGAGGCCGAUGAAGCUUUGGUGUCGUGUUCACAACUUGAUCCUGAAGGGAGCGAGGAAGAUGUGUUGGAUGGUGCUUUACUUCGAGCCAAUGAGUACCAACAACAGUCUACCCAGGAGGGAUGCUUGGAAGCUGCUCGGCAAGCGCAUGGGGAGAUCAUGCAAGUCCUUGACAAUUUGGCGGUGAAGAUCGAGAAGGAGACGCAACGACGUGAUGAGAGUUACCACCUUCGGGCAAUUUCGCCUGAGCCAAUGGACCAAGACUAUGAGAAGUUGUUGGAAGACCUUCAAGAAGAUCUUCAAGUGACUCACACGGUACCGCUGUGUCAAGUGAAACCAGUUGCUGAAAAGUGGAGGGCAGCCAUCCAAAAGGAAAUCUCCAACCUCUUCAACACUGGGACCCUCAAAAGGAUUAAGAUGUCACAAGCGCGAAGGAUGGAAGCAGAAUGGCGACUACGACUCGUCCCCAGCAAGGGCGUCCACACAAUCAAGCCGCCAGCUGAAAAGGGGCAAGGAUUCAAAAGAAAAUACAGACUUGUUCUAUGGGGGAACUUUGUGGAUCCCAGCGAGUCCCAAGGUUCCCUCUAUGCCGGGGGAGUUGGAGCAGAGAGCCUUCGAACCUUGUUGGCGGCUACUACAAGUUUGGGCUGGCUUGGCGCGACGACAGAUAUCGUUUCCGCGUUCAUUCAAGCGGAAUGGCCAGAAGGGCUUCCAAUGUAUGCUGUGGUGCCACCUCGUCUUUUGCAAGAACUGGAGUACGCAGAAGAUGGAGAGGCUUGGCUUGUAUGCCGUCCACUCUAUGGACUUCGAGAGUCACCAUCGAUAUGGGCCAACUACCGCAACGAACGACUGAGAACUUUGAAGAUCCCGUACGGUGAUGGUUUCAUUACGCUACAGCAGUCUAAGACGGACUCUGAGUUGUGGUACGCAGUAGAUCAAGGUGGAGAUUUGCAAGCGCAUGGUUCUCUACUUGCUCUUAUCAUCACCUAUGUGGACGACCUGUUCUACAUGGGCCCUGAAGGGAUUGUGAAGAUGCUCCACAAGUGGGUUCACGAUCAGUGGCCGUGCUCUGAAUUACAAUGGGCUUCUGUUUCUCCUGGAGUUCGGUACCUUGGAAUGGAGAUUUUUCAGAGGGAGACGGGGGAGUAUGAGGUGACCCAGAAUGGCUACAUCAUGGAUUUGAUUCGAGGGCACGACAUGUUGGGAUCCCCUCAGACUCUUCUUCCCUGCCCGAAGGAGUGGAUCACGGACAAUGUGGACACGGAAGCCGAGGAGUUCAGUGAAGCAGACCUACGGUUGGCUCAGCGGUUGGUUGGAGAGCAGCUAUGGCUGGCAAUGCGAUGCCGUCCAGACGUUCACUUCACGGUAAGCUACAUGGCCAGCUGGGUUGCAAGACAUUCAAGGCGAGUGACAAAGAUCGCCUACAGGGUCUUGGCCUACUUGCAUAAGACGGCGUCGUUCGGUGCAUCCCUCAUUACAGUGGAAGAUUCGCCCGUUAGCUGGCGCUGCGGAAAACAAACAUUUGUUAUGCUUUCGAUCAUGGAGUCGGAGCUCUACCAAGCCACGGAAGCAGCUGUUCUUCCGGAAAAUGUGGGUGUGCUUUUGGAUGAGCUAGGGCAGUUUGAAGUGCCUCGAACGCUGUGUGUCGACAAUUCUGCUGCUACGGCAAUGAUUCUUGGAGGACCGGGAAGUUGGCGCACAAGGCACCUAAAAGUCCGUUCAGCCUACUUGAUCCAGAGGGUCCAAGAAAGGAAGCUCCAUGUGGAACAUGUGGAUGGAGUGAAGCAACGAGCAGACCUGUCGACUAAGGUUCAUUCGAAGGCCAGGUUGUAUGCUUUGCUGAAGCUGUGGAGGUUCGAGCGACUCCCACAAGAAGCAGAGGCUUUCCUGGUUGCUCGUAUGACUGCGAUCAUGUGCUUAUUUCGACUGCUGGAAUCGUUGCCGAGAGCAACGGCUACGGAUACCGAGGACGCUAAGGAUUCUGUGAGAAUUGCUGGCGUCGAUGAGUUGGUGUUCGUGACGAUUUUGGCAUGUGCAGCUGCUAUUUUGGCAUGGGAGAUUGUGAAGGCGGUUGGCAAGCAGUUGUGGCUUUGCUUCUGUCGUCCAGUGCGUGGACGGAAGGCUAAGAAGCUCAGGGACCUUGCGAGGGCUGCAGCAGAGGCCGAAGUCGACAAGGCCCUGAGCCCUGAACCUAAGGCGGCAAUGAGGCAGCCUACAUUGGGUGCUAUGUCAAGUACUGCGUGGUUUCCUUCCUCCCUGGAAGUGCGACAGCGAUCAAUCGCUACACAGACUGAGGACAGGAUGCGAGUUUCAGCGCCUGUGGUGGCAACGCCACCUCGCCAGGUGAGAUCGACGAUUCAAGACGACGACUGGUAUGUGCACUUUGAUGGUCCGUUCUUUCGCUCAGAGUACGGAGAUACUGUGCAUGCGAAUCCAAACUGCAACAUCCGAUUUACCAGAAACGAGCUCAGGUUAAUUCCAGAGUCAAAGGUAUCCGACCAGCCAUUGCCAGAUGGUGAGGAUGAUGAUUGUUGUGAUGAUAUGGAGAUGGGGAUGCAUGCAGCCAAUGAGCUCGAAGCUACGAUGCCUCUUUACCUUGACAAUUGUGUUACAAAGGACUCCAUAUCGGACAUGUCUAUCAGCAAUCCUGGCCUUGCGUCGGGUGCUUACGCACCUGUGACGGAUGGCACACAGUCACAAGAGCGCAGAGUGACGAAGGCUUGUUCCGGCGUUGUUUUUAACAAUGACCUGGCAACGGCUGUCGAAGUGGUGCUGGGCACUGAGAAGAGGGUGAUUUAUCCUGGGAGAAAUCACGCGUUCGAGAUCUCCUCCACCUCAGACAGGAAGUUGACUGUCGCUCUGCGAGACAAUCCGGAGGUUUCAGCACACUGCCAUCUGCGGUCUGGGGCCGACUUGUCCCUGAGUGCCUCCGGCUCCUUUGGGUCCUUCGGCGUGGCAGCCGCCGAGCUCCUGAAGAAGGAGCAGGAUGAGAUCCAGCGAGAGAAGCACCUGCGACAGAAGCGACAACAGACGAUGAAGGCGGAGGUGCCACUUGUUCGUGUGUUCUGCUUCAUUUUGGUGGCUUCAGAAUCCGCAUUGGGAUGUUCAGGAUUUUGCAGAAUUCCCCGAAGAGCUUGCCACACUUCUUGGGCUGGAUCUGGAACUUCAGGUGGAUGA
Symbiodinium sp. CCMP2592 is the source of this 7452-nucleotide messenger RNA. NCBI's taxonomy places the organism in Eukaryota, Dinophyceae, Suessiales, Symbiodiniaceae. The record is from the annotation of a GenBank genome assembly.